Drosophila gunungcola (fruit fly) is the source of this 542-nucleotide messenger RNA. RefSeq names its product cuticle protein 38-like. The transcript is spliced from 2 exons. Bases 122 to 502 code for a protein of 126 amino acids. NCBI's taxonomy places the organism in Eukaryota, Metazoa, Arthropoda, Insecta, Diptera, Drosophilidae. The record is from RefSeq and is a predicted model, not a curated record.
AAGGUCACAGGCUGAAUUUUAUCUUGCUUUGGUGUAUAAAUAGUGACAAGGAAAGUGUUCAGUGAUAUCAGACAAGUUCAAGUCUUCGAACCGAAAACACCAAAACAAACCAACCAUCACUAUGUUCAAAUCCGCUGUUGUCAUCCUGGCCAUCGUUGCCUGUGUUGCUGCCAAGCCAGGACUUCUGGCUGCUCCUCUGGCCUACACUUCUCCAUUGGCCUACACUGCUCCAUUAGCCUACUCUCAUCCCGCGGCUGUUGUGGCUGCUCCUGCUCCAGUUGUGACCGCCACCAGCAGCCAGGUGAUCGCCAGGAACUUCAAUGGAAUCGCAGCUGCUCCAGUGAUUGCUCCAGUGGCUGCUCCCGUGGUUGCGAAGUAUGCCGCUGCUCCUCUGGCUGCUCCUCUGGCUGCUCCUCUGGCUGCUCCUUUGGCCUACACCUCCCCCUUGGCCUACUCCGCCCCCCUGAGCUACGCCGCUGCUCCCGCACCACUUCUUAUCUAAAAAACAAAACUGUUACUUAGAACAAUUAAAAGAACUUGUA